UCAACGGAGACAGGAACAAAAGGACACCAUGAACGCGCACACACCAAAACCUAAUCCCUUCGUUGUAGUUCUUGUCAGCAUGCUGCUGGCAAUGGCGGUUCGCGCACCGCUCGCUCGCUCCGCUUCCAUUUCCAUCCGCCCAGUCCUCCGCUGCUCUCAUUCGCUUUCCGUCAUUUCUCCCAAACAUCUUCUCAAAUCCCGUCCUUGUCCCCUCUGGUCCUCUUCCUUCUCCUCCUGCCUCUCUCUUUACACUCUCCGGAAGUCCACCACACCUCCUCCUCUCCACAUUUGCUCCUCUUCCUCCUCCGUCGCAUCCAUGGCCGCCCCCACCGUCGAUCGCCCCGAUGAAGCCAAUCCUCUCCUGCAAGACUUCGAUUUUCCGCCGUUCGACGCCGUCCGCGCCGACCACGUCGCCCCCGGGAUCCGAACCCUCUUGAAGCGACUCGGGAGUGAGCUGGAUGAGUUGGAGAGGACAGUGGAACCGUCGUGGCCUAAGUUGGUGGAGCCGUUGGAGAGGGUUAUCGAUCGGUUGACGGUGGUUUGGGGGAUGGUCAACCAUCUCAAGUCCGUCAAGGAUUCGCCUGAGCUUCGUUCCGCCAUCGAAGAUGUGCAGCCGGAGAAGGUUGAGUUUGAUCUAAGGUUGGGGCAAAGCAAGCCUAUUUAUAAUGCAUUUAAAGCCAUUCGAGAAUCAUCUGAUUGGCAGACUCUGAGUGAUGCUCGCAAACGUAUAGUGGAAUCCCAAAUAAAAGAGGCAGUUCUUAGUGGUGUUUCUCUUGAAGAUGACAAAAGAGACAAUUUCAAUAAGAUUCAACAGGAGCUGGAAAAACUUUCAAAAAAAUUUGAGGAGAAUGUUUUGGAUGCCACAAAGAAGUUUGAAAAGUUAAUUACAGAUAAGAAAGACGUUGAAGGGUUACCUGCUACUGCUCUUGGGUUGGGCGCACAAACAGCAGUGUCUAAGGGGCACCAAAAUGCUACUGCCGAGAAUGGUCCCUGGGUCAUCACAUUGGAUGCACCGAGUUUUCUAUCUGUUAUGCAACAUGCUCAAAACCGGUCUUUGCGUGAGGAAGUUUACCGUGCUUAUGUAUCCCGUGCCUCUAGUGGAGAUCUGGAUAAUACAGCAAUUAUUGAUAAAAUUCUUAAUCUUAGAUUGGAAAAGGCUAGGCUUCUUGGCUACAAGAACCAUGCUGAGGUGAGCAUGGCUACUAAAAUGGCCACCAUUCAAAAGGCAGAGGAACUCCUAGAAAAGCUUCGAAGUGCUUCCUGGAAUCCUGCCAUUCAAGAUAUGGAAGACCUUAAACAUUUCUCAAAAAGUCAAGGAGCAUUAGAAGCUAAUGAUUUGAACCAUUGGGAUUUUAGCUUUUGGAGUGAGAGGCUUCGCGAGUCAAAGUAUGAUAUAAAUGAGGAAGAACUACGCCCAUAUUUCUCAUUGCCAAAAGUUAUGGAUGGCCUCUUCAACCUUGCAAAUGGGAUUUUUGGAAUUGAUAUUGAGCCAGCUGAUGGUCUAGCUCCAGUCUGGAACAAUGAUGUUCAGUUCUACUGUGUUAAAGAUUCUUCUGGUAAUCCAAUUGCAUACUUCUAUUUUGAUCCAUAUUCUCGUCCAUCUGAAAAACGAGGAGGUGCAUGGAUGGAUGAGGUUGUUGCUCGAAGUCGUGUUAUGUCACAUGAUGGUGCAUCUGUGAGGUUGCCUGUAGCCCACAUGGUUUGCAAUCAAAUGCCCCCAGUGGGGGACAAGCCAAGCCUUAUGACAUUCAGAGAGGUUGAGACUGUCUUCCAUGAAUUUGGUCAUGCACUUCAGCAUAUGCUAACCAGGCAGGAUGAGGGUUUGGUUUCUGGUAUACGGGGGAUAGAGUGGGAUGCUGUUGAAUUACCUUCCCAAUUCAUGGAAAAUUGGUGUUACCAAAGGGAUACCUUGAUGAGCAUUGCCAAGCACUAUGAAACUGGUGAGAGCCUUCCUGAAGAUGUGUUUUUGAAGCUCCUUGCUGCCAGGACCUUUCGUGCAGGUUCUUUAAGUCUUCGCCAGAUAAAAUUUGCAACUGUAGACUUGAAGCUGCAUACUGAGUAUGUUCCCGGUGGCUCAGAAUCCAUCUAUGAUGUUGAUCAUAGGGUUUCUGAAAAAACACAAGUGAUUCCUCCCCUGCCAGAGGACAGAUUCCUUUGUAGUUUCAGCCACAUAUUUGCUGGUGGAUAUGCAGCAGGAUACUACAGUUACAAGUGGGCAGAAGUGUUGUCUGCAGAUGCUUUCUCAGCCUUCGAGGAUGCUGGGUUGAAUGACAAGAAGGCUGUAGAAAAGACAGGUCACAGGUUCAGAGAAACCAUACUUGCUUUGGGAGGAGGAAAAGAGCCUCUUGAGGUUAGACAUGAUAAACCCCUGUACAUGUUUCCAUAUUUCCUGUUAAUAUUGUUCUAUAAAUUUCUUGCUGGAGAUGCUUUGAUUGCCCCAACUUUUUCCGGGAAUAUGCUGCAGUAGUUUUGAUUCAUGUUAAGUAAUAAAUAUCUGCGGUGUUCUUGUUCAGAUUUAAUUAGGGUUCGUUUAGAUCAAAGAUUUUGAUUGGAGAAUUGAAGGAAUAGAAAAUAAGGAAGCAACUCAUUUUUAUUUAUAUAUGUUUCUUUUCUAUUAAACACUAUCAAAAAGAAAAAAUUAUUAUAAUAUAAUUAAAAAUUAAGAAAUGAAAUAUUAAUGAUGUAUAAAAUUAAAAUUUUGUUCAUAGAUUUAGUAUAUUAUUUAUUUAUUUACUUUCUUUUGAUGAUCAAACAUAAAAAUAUGGAUUUUUUUUUUCUUAACAUUUUUCGACUGCCCAUUAAUGUGAUCUCUCUUUCUGAGCAUGCGGAGUUGAUUUUUGUGAAAACAGGUAUUUGUGGAAUUCCGUGGGCGUGAACCUUCUCCGGAGGCACUGCUCAGGCACAACGGCCUAUUACCAGUCACGGCCUCUGCAUGAGUUCUAAGGAUCUCCUUUCACAAUCUCUUUGAUGACAUGCUUUUCGUUUUCUUUUUGGUUUUCCCAAUACAAGUCGUAAUCCAGACUAGAAUUUCAUGUUCACAAACCUAUCAUAAAUUAUUAAUGUUUUU
Messenger RNA from Malania oleifera, 3067 nucleotides. Its product is annotated as probable cytosolic oligopeptidase A. Gene Ontology annotation, molecular function: metalloendopeptidase activity. Bases 29 to 2467 code for a protein of 812 amino acids. NCBI's taxonomy places the organism in Eukaryota, Viridiplantae, Streptophyta, Magnoliopsida, Santalales, Ximeniaceae. The record is from RefSeq and is a predicted model, not a curated record. Gene Ontology annotation, biological process: peptide metabolic process; proteolysis. The transcript has 16 exons.